ACACCAUCAGAUCCUAGAUGAUGAGGUUCGAUGGUCUUUGUUUUCAUUAUAAUUUCCAUGCUGUCUUUGCACAUCCUCAGCCAUAGCCAUUAUGAGCUCUGUGAACACGGUGAUGGAUGACCUCAUUACGCUGGUCGCAAAGACGGACAAGGAUACACCUCGCUUCAGAAAUUUGAAACGUCGUGCAGAUGACACGUUAAGGUCGCCGUUGUAUGCGCGUACUGACCAGUUUGCUGUAGCGAAGCAACUUGCAGGACUCCAAGAAAAAUUUCAGGUCCUGAGUAAAGAUGACUUGGCAGAUGCUCUUCGAGUUCGGUUGACUGAGCUGGACGAGCAUCGCAGCCCAUGGUUCCCGGAGAUUCUUUCAUUACUUUUACAGCUUGCAGACCGACCAGCUCAGUUGUCGAGGGUAGAUCGGAUUGAGAAGCUUAAGCCGGACGAAGACGCGACGGUCCUAUCCUGGACCAAUUUGGAUGUCUCAGGGUCUGCAUUCUGUGAUGAAGACAUUUGGGAAAGCGUAGAUUUCGGGGCCGGAUCCUCUGAGGAUGAUGACAUUUCCUCGAUUUCUAGCCACUCACAGCUCCCUCGGAGUUUCUCGCAGGUCCCCCUAGUCAAUGGGGACGACUAUGUCAUUCCUGACGAUAUUUUCUCCUCUGGAGAGGAUGAUGAGCUUGUAGCCUCUAUCGAGGGUGUUCAGUUUUGGAGAGAGGAGAGCAUGUCAGACAUCUCAAAGCACGAAAAGGCAUCUUCUCGUUUGGUCACCGAGCUUCAGGCCAUCAGAGAAGCAAUUUUUAUGCUGCAAGGUUUACCUACGUCGCUUUUCUGGCGUCUUGAUGGAAAUGUCGAGGUAGAUCGGAGAUAUACACUCUCCCACCUGUCUUAUGGAUCACUUUCAUCCCUAAUGCGUACACUAAGCUCAUACGGCACCAAGAUCGAUCUUCUGCGAGAAUUCGCAAAAUCCCCGCAAACCGUUUCUUAUCUGCAGACCUUUCAUCGCAGUAUCGAAGAUUCCUUAUGCAAGUUCGACUUAUUCCUCUCCAACAUGCAAUCUCGUUAUCUGUCGCCGAGAACUACUGUGGCUAUUAGUCUCCUGCAGUUGUCUGAGGAUGUGUAUCGUGAAUCAAAACUACUUCUGCUCCUCUCUGACCUCGUUUCUGAUCUCAGACGAAGCGCUGAUAACUCUCCUAUUCGAUGCUUAGAGCUUAUAUACAAUAUGGUUUGCAUGACACAAGCUGCGGGAGAUGACGAUAGCUUCACAAUACUCGCUCAUACGUUCUUUUCAUGUUUCGAUACCUAUGCUCGACCUAUUCGAGAUUGGAUGGAAAAGGGCCAACUCGAAGGUUCUACUGGAGCAUUUUUCAUCCACGAAAACCGCGAGACCAACGACCUACGCAAUCUCUGGCAUAACCGGUACCGGCUGGAAAAGCAAUCGGAAUCGGCGAGUUUGCCCAAAUUUAUUGAGCCCUUUGCUGAGAAGAUUUUUGUGACUGGCAAAAGCAUGGUCUUCCUACGGCACCUGAAUAUGAUCGAGGAAUGUGAAUGGCAAGAGGCGAGAAAAUCAUCAUUGAAAUUCGAGGACACCCAUCCUUCAACCUCCUCCCCUUCAAUCUAUCUCCCUUUUGAUGCAUUGCUCGAAGCUGCCAUCAGCAAAAUGGUCAAUGACUGUCACAAAUUCGCCUCCUCUCGUCUGCGGACUGGGCUAGAUGAGCAAUGCGGCCUAUGGACUUCGCUUGAAGCGCUGGAACACAUCUACCUCUGCAAAGAUAUGAGUGUGAUCGCGCCUAUUGAUGCCAAAAUAUUUGAACUGAUAGACCGAGGGAAAGGAGGCUGGAGCGACCGGUUCCUCCUUACUGAAGUCGCUCAGAGCGCGUUCGGCACCAUGAAUUUCAUUGAUCCAAGUCGGCUGAUUGUCCGAUCAUCUAGAGAUGCGCAUAACAAACCACAUAGCCGCAGCAGAUCGGUGAAGAUCCUCAAUACACUCUCAUUUGACUACGUUCUCCCUUGGCCUGUGGCAAACAUUAUUACGAAACACGGCGUCACCAGCUAUCAGCGACUCGCGACAUUCUUAAUGCAAAUCCGCAGAGCAAAAUACCUGAUCGUGAAACAAGUCUUGGAACGAAACCAUGAAUCCGAUGCACCCUCCAGGAGCAAAGGCAGCGGCACACUUAGCCAUGCCCUUCGUCACCACAUGCUUUGGUUCCUCAACGUCCUCUACAGCCACCUAACUGACUUUGUUAUAUCCUCAACAACCGAAUCGCUCCGCAAAGCCCUAUCCACGGCGACCGAUGUUGACUCCAUGAUAGCGGCCCAUCAUUCGUACAUGGCUUCUCUUGAAGAACAGUGCCUCUUAUCUGAAAACCUCCGUCCACUGCACCAAGCAACCAUCACCUUGCUUGACCUCUGCACCAGCUUCGCCGAUAUGCAAGUAACGCGCUACAAGCAAUAUCACGCAGACCUCAGAAAGACACCUCGAAGACAAUCAAAAGCUCUAAGUACCGGUAUGACACCGAGAAAAACGAGAUACGAAUACUCCUACGGCGAUGAAGACGCAUCAGACAAAGAGGAUGACGAAAGUGAAGAAGGAGAAAAGGAAGAAAAUGAUGAUGAUGAUGAUGAUGAUGAUGAUGAAGUCCACAGCAGCAGUCACCGUCAAACCCCAUUUCACGAAUUCCAAUUCAUCCAACGUCUCCGGGACAUCCAGGAUCAAUUCAACCGACUUAUCACCUUCAUGGCCGCCGGCCUAAAAGCAGUCGGGCGUAUCGACGGCCAGAUCAGCUGGGAGAUGUUAGCCGAAAAACUGGAAUGGAGAAAAGAGGGACGGUUACUUCCAGCUUGAACCGUUUCCCAUUGCUAAAUUCCCCUAGACCAAGAAAAAGCAAAAGUUAUUGACUGCUUAGGUUAGAUGUAAUUGCGAUUUUCAGUCAGUUAUAUUGGGGCCAAUAAUGAAGAGCGCGAGACGACCAGAUGUUAAAAGUGGUGUUUGAAUUUCUUUUUGGCAGGACUGGAAUAGAACCCCAGGGAAGGGGGAUACUAAAAAAGAUUGAUAAUAAUAAUAAUAAUGAUGAUGAUUUAG
Molecule: messenger RNA, 3073 nt
Organism: Aspergillus ochraceoroseus IBT 24754
Lineage: Eukaryota; Fungi; Ascomycota; Eurotiomycetes; Eurotiales; Aspergillaceae
Product: putative gamma-tubulin complex component GCP5
Exons: 2
Coding region: 92-2836 (914 amino acids)
Biological process (GO): microtubule nucleation; mitotic cell cycle; meiotic cell cycle
Cellular component (GO): equatorial microtubule organizing center; gamma-tubulin complex; spindle pole
Molecular function (GO): gamma-tubulin binding; microtubule minus-end binding
Source: RefSeq, a predicted model, not a curated record